Archocentrus centrarchus (flier cichlid) is the source of this 4744-nucleotide messenger RNA. RefSeq names its product BLOC-1 related complex subunit 6 (gene borcs6). Lineage: Eukaryota; Metazoa; Chordata; Actinopteri; Cichliformes; Cichlidae. The record is from RefSeq and is a predicted model, not a curated record. Gene Ontology annotation, cellular component: BORC complex. The coding region runs from base 67 to 1413 and encodes 448 amino acids. The transcript is spliced from 7 exons. Gene Ontology annotation, biological process: lysosome localization.
CGGAUAUUUUGAUCGGACUCGGUUUCUUACAUCUGUCAGGAUAGACACUGCUCAGCAGGUGGAGGGAUGAGUCUCUCCCCUGUGAGUGGCACAGAAGUGCCAGAAACAGCAAACGGGGUUGCAACACCUGUUGCUCUAGAGAACGGCCCUCAAGUUCCAGUCUCUGUGAAAUGUUCAAGCAGAUUACCAGGUCCCGGGGAGGCAUCUGUGGACGGAUCCCUCGUACACACAGAGAACCAUGCUGAUGUGGAAAACAGAGUUUAUGAUGGCAAUGACCACUUGGACACAGAGAUGGACAUUAAUGGGAGAACAUCUAGCUUAUCAUUACAGAGCCCUCGGAUGGCAGACCUCUCCCUCCCUGCAGUGACAGACACAGAAGACUUAGAACCGGGAUCCAAAGACACACACAUUCCUGAAGCCCCUAAGACUGUGGACCCCACUGAUGCAAUUCUUCUGUGGGACUCAGCACUGUAUAGGCAGUCCAAAGACUCAUGCCAGCAAGAAGGCCCAUUCACCGUGGACAGACAGCAGACAGAAGCAGAGACUGCAGAUGGAGGCUCUGACAGCCGAGAGGAGGAGGUAGAUGGAGAGAGAGAAAAACAGGAUGUGGAGGAGGAUGAGAAGAAUGAAAACAAGUUGGAGAAUCAGCAUGCCGGAAGGAGAACAGAGUCUUCACAACGCUACUCGUCUUCAGCCCCUGGUCCGAGUACCUCCACCUGUUCUUCUCCUCCACCUCCUCUUCUUUCAUCAGAUGAUACCCCAUGCCCUCCGCACAUCAUGGCCCAGGUCUGGGUUCGCAAUGUCCGGGGGAUGCAGGACAGCAAGAGCCUGGAUGAAAUUAGCCAAGCUUGUGGAGGUGGUUCAGGGGCUCGAGGAGGGGGCAGAAGUGGCCAGUCAGAAGGCCGAAGGGCCACCAUCUCCUCGGCUUUGGAACUAGAGGGGACGGUCAGCCACGAAGGAGACCUGACUAAUUUCAUCACAAAAAACCUCGAGCAGAAGAUCAAAAUGAGCUCCAAGCCUAGUUUGGACUGCAGUGACUCGGACUGUUCAGGUCCCAUUUACCGAGGCCGAGGGCUGACACGGAGACCAGCGGAUAUACCACCCAUUGAUCCCACUGUCCUGUUGGACCUUCAGAGACACACCCAGGAAGUGGCACACAGUGUGGAGAUGAUGAUGCGAAGCCUCAAUGGAACCAUCCAAAAUAUGACAGCUCUGAGUGUGGGCUACAUCCAGACCUACAGAGACUCAGUGGACAGCCUGGGAGAGUCUGUAGAUAUGAGUAUAAAGGGCAUGUACACGCUAAUGGCUCGCUGCGAGGAGCUGGAUCGUUCCAUGCAACCUAUACACAACCUGGCUGCGCAGAUACGCGACAUCAAACGCACCCUUGACACUCUGGAGGCAAUCUGCAAGUAACACCAUUAAUAAACACCCCAGAUGCCAAGAUCCAGCAUCAGGCGCAUGUGUGCAACCAAGUUCACCCUUGUGCAGGUAGCGCACACAUACACACACUCCAGCAAAGACACCUGUGGAGUCCAGGAGCUGUUGCUACUCGGCAUGUUGGAUUUUUGGUACUCCUAGUUCCUCUGGACUGACUUACAUAUUCCUCAUGUUUGUGUUGUGAGAUCUCAGAUGAACUGUGCUUAAUUCGCUCUUCAGGCUGAGCUUUUUCUUUUUCAGAAAAUUUCCUCUAAUCAAGUUGUCAAGAAACUAAAUCUCACCAAUUAACCUGUUUUAGAGCUGCUCGUAUCUUGGACACAUGCACACAAACAGAUCAUUAAAGAAGGUGGAAUAAAUGGACUUUUUUUUUUUUCUUCUUAUUUUUUUUCCUUUUUCCACUUGACGGUCUAAAAAGGAGUGAGUUAGUUUCCGUCCAGACUGCUUUGGUUCAGAUUGCACUAACUUCUGCUCCCCACAUGGAGGUGAUGUUUCGUUCCCUGUCUCUCUGCCUCUGGAGAGGCAAUAAUAAACUGCUCAGAAGGCGGUGACUUUUGCACAGGAACAGAAAGUCUAUUUUUUACUAUUAUGCAACGAGGAUCAGAUUCUUUCACUGCAAGCUAAAUUAGCAUUGUGUCAUGUCUGUUUGUCUUUUUUUGUGUGUUUAUGUUCUCAGUCUCCUCAGCAUGCGUGCUUGUUCAGAAACACUGAGACUGUGUGUCAUUGGGAACCAGUACAGUCAGUACUCUGUCAGUGCAGUCCAAGAUGAUGUUGAGUACAUACCUGGGAAAAAUAUCUUGUGUAGCCUUCACAGUGGCUUUGAAUAUUAUUAUUUAUUAUUUAAAUAGUAUAAUAUUAAAAGCUUCAGGUACCUGAUUUCCUUUGAUUUUUCGAUGUCAUUCAUACUGCUGGAUCUUGACAUUGAUCUCCUGAUUUUAAUUUUCCAUUAUUCAGUUGCAUCAGAACUCUUACACUGAACUGUUGCUUCCUUGAGACUAUGUAAAGUGCACCUUAUGGGCUAAAUUGUAAACAUAUUCAACAGUUAUAAAAUUGUGAACAUGCAGGGGCAUCAUCAUUGUGCAUAUUUCAAAAAUAAAUGCAUUGUAUCUUUGCGUGCACACAGGGCUGAUCUCAUUUUCAUUAGGACUUUUUGUGCUGAGAAGACAUCAGCCUGAAAUCUGAAGACAGCUGGCUAGCUUACAUUAGCAACCCAGGAGACAGACUGGAUUAAGUAAAAUUAUGACUUACAUGCCUCCAUAACUUGUAGCCAGAGAUAACAUCUCAUUUUGUCAACAAACACAAACCAAGGGCUCGGAUCAGUGUGCAGUCUUUUUAUAUUCAGUCUGGCCCCCUCAUGAAUAUAGUCGUGACUCAAUGUGGCUUUGGUAGUUUUAAAAACCAUUUAUGUGCACGUUAUGACAGCUCAUUUUUCCAAGGUGUAGACACUUGACAGUCUAUGCAGCUUUGACUGAACCACUCGCAGCAACUAAUGGUUGCAUCCACACAAAACAUCCACACAAAACUGAGCAAAAAAAAAAAAAGUGCAAAUAUUGAUUUCCAGUGAAAUCUGAAGCUAUUGAAAGCCUUUUUCUUUCCAGGCCAAUAACUACAAAUACACUGCUUAGUGUCAUUAUUAAUUGCAUUGUGUUGGUUAGGUUCCUGUUCACCCAAAUUAAAGAAAUUAUUUAUGCAUUAGCUCCAUUUAAAACACAUUUUGAAUCCAUUAAACUAUUCUUGAAGAAUGGUUGUGGGAACUUUGCCAGCUAUGGACUUAAAUAUGGUGAAUGAGUCGGAGGGUUUGACCGCAGCUUUUACUUUUGUGAAGGUGGGGAUGCCUUUCCUUUGACUUAAUAAAUGUGUAUUUGAAACCUGGAAAAGGAAAAAAUUUAUUUAGAUUCAGAAUUUUGGCUUUUGAUUGCACUGAGAUGUCAGAGAGUAAUUACACAGACCGCAGCUUUUUAUAAUCUCAGCAUGGGAAUGAUUGGACACAGUGUUGUAACUAAAUAGAUUUACAGCUUUUGGAUGUGAGCUGAGGUGGACUCCUAUCAGAUCUGAUUACAAAGCAUUUAUUAAUUUACUGAGUGUUGAAGCCAAUGACUGCAGUGUCGCCUGACUAGGCCUUCUUAAUUUAAUGAAAAAUCUUUGGUACCGCUGUAAUUGCACUGGUAGGAUUAAUAUAGAUCAGAGUAUGUGUUCUAGAUCUUGAUUCUAAUAAAGAACCUGCAUCUAUAUUGCAGAUGUCAUUUGGAAUAAGGGGUCUUGUUUAGGUUGUUUUACACUGGACAACUGCAUACAUGUUUAUCAGUAGGGUUUCAUGAUUUAUCCAAACCAAAUACUGAAGUCAUUUUUAACCUACCAAACAUUGUAAGAGCAAUACUGUAACCAAGGUAAGUACACAAAAUGAUGAAGCUUAAAUCUGCUAUAAAAUGUGUCACUUUUAAAAAUCUUUUCAAAGUGACUCAUUUGGAUGUAUAACUCAGAGCAGUGCUUUAACUCUGCAGAACUUGUCCCCGUAUGCAGCUGUGCGCUUGUUUUCAUCAGUGUGGGUAACGAUCAAGCCAGAUAACAGAAAAUGGGUUACUUUGUGUAAAACUGCUCUUUUAUUUUCUUAAUUACUUUCCUCAACCUUGUUGGAAAAAAGUUUAUUAGGGAUAAAAGGUUGAGUCAGAAAAUAUUAUAUGAUGAUGAAAGCAAAGGUAAUAAUCAUCUCGGUUCCCUCAAUUAUACUGAAAUACGUGUGUGUAAAGAUGUAAAUGCUGUUUUGUAGAUGACUGUAAAAAGUGCCACUGGACUCGAUAGGUCUGAGGCAAGAGAGUGUCCUAGAGCUGCGAUCUAAGAGAGGAAAUGUCAUUCUCUUCUUUUCAUAUAUAUAUAAAAACUCAUUUCUUUUCUGUUGUACAAUCAGAGGCACCUGUGUACAUAUGAUCUCUUUCUGUGACUAAAAAUGAUUUAGAUACUUUUUGUCUUGAGUGUAUAUUUUAAUGAAAAAUAAAUUUACAGAGGCUGCAAAAAAACCCCACAAACAUUUGGAGCUUUUGUUUUACAGAAUAUUCCCUCAAGGUAGACAGGAUUAUAAGAAUAAUAUAGGAAUUAAGAGGGUAAGUAGCAGCCAGGUGCUGCCAAGCAAACACACAUGGUUAUCGGCAAGUGUGAACACUGACGUAAAAGCAGACGUUUUGGUAGUAGAAAACCAAAGCACAGCACAUCAGCACAAACGCCUCUUACCAACUGUCAAGCACGGUGGUGGAGGGGUGAUGAUUUGGGCUUGCUUUGCAGCCACAGGGCCUGGAGGCCUUGCAGUCACUGAGUC